Molecule: messenger RNA, 400 nt
Organism: Rubroshorea leprosula
Lineage: Eukaryota; Viridiplantae; Streptophyta; Magnoliopsida; Malvales; Dipterocarpaceae
Source: the annotation of a GenBank genome assembly
AUCGUUGAUGACUUAAUGAUGUUUUGUUGAUCUCCUUCUGAUUGGAAAUAUAGGUUCUAGGUUCAAGUCAUGCUAAUGUCCCUAGGAGAGCUGGGAAAAAAGAUAUAUAUGAAUGAGUUAUCUCCUGAUGUAUCUAAGGACUUGAACUCUGGAUUUCCUUUUUCUAAAGGAAGGAGUGGCUGAAUUAUCAUCAUUGGUAUCAAGGAUGGUGUCCAAGAGAACAUUCAGAUUCAUCCGAGGGGAUUGCCUCUCUAGAAUGCAAUUGUUGUUUUUCUAUUGUAUUUGAGAUUUCAAGUCUCUUCUAGGGAGAUUGACUUAUUUUUAUGGUGUUUUCUUGUAGCUCGGAAAUAUACAUUUUCUUGUUGUGGUCUUAUUUGCUUAAGAAAAACAAGGUCAGAAU